GACUUGGACCAUAUACCUACAGUACCUUCACCUACCCGCGCAAUCGUACGAUUGUAACUUACCGCUGUUCUUGAUACUGUCAUAAUAGCGUAAAUAUUAUAAAUCGUUUAUUCGCAUUCACGUGCUUUCACAACUAGUCGAAAAAAUGGAAGAAUUCUUUGCCGGCAAAAAGUUCAUCGUUACCGGUGCUAACGCAGGAAUUGGGGAGACGAUCACUAAACGUCUAGUGAAAUUGGGUGCUCACGUUUUUGCUGUCGGACGUGAUGCAAAGAAAUUGCCACCAGCCGGGCCUAACCUAACUCCAGUUUGUGCAGAUGUGGGCGAUUGGAACUCCUAUGACAUUAUUAAAAAAUUGGGGCCAGUCCAUGGCUUGGUGAACAAUGCUGGAGUUGCGUUUAUCGAAUCUUUCUUUGAUAUGACACAAGAAGGAUGGGAUAAGACAUUAGACAUCAACGCGAGAGGAAUCGUUCGCAUAAGUCAGGCAGUAGCAAAGAACAUGUUAGACGCUGGAAUCAAAGGGUCCAUUGUUAACGUGUCCUCGACAAUUUCAGAAAGAGCUAUUCCAGACCACACGUCGUAUUGUGCAUCAAAAGGUGCAGUCAAUCAAGUGACAAGAGUUAUGAGUAUCGAGCUGGGAAAAUUGGGUAUCCGUACCAACAAUGUCAAUCCUACUGUGGUUAUGACAAAAAUGGGUGCUAAAGCAUGGUCAGACCCAGAGAAAUCUAAUCCGAUUUUAAAUAGAAUACCACUUGGACGAUUUGCUGAGUGCGAUGACGUCGCAAAUGUGACUCUAUUUUUGCUCAGUGACUACUCUUCCUAUGUAAAUGGCGUUUCAAUUCCAGUAGAUGGUGGAUUUUUGACCAGUUAAACAUGGAUUACCUAAGAAACAACAUUAUACUCACAUCACGAAUGGUCUGAAUAUUAUUACAGGAGAAUAGUUGAAUUAUUUUAACUAUACAACAAAAAAGAUUUAAAAAUGUAACUUUUUAAAUUAAUUUUAAACUAAUUGAUUUUUA
Rhopalosiphum maidis (corn leaf aphid) is the source of this 1016-nucleotide messenger RNA. RefSeq names its product L-xylulose reductase-like. Bases 146 to 868 code for a protein of 240 amino acids. NCBI's taxonomy places the organism in Eukaryota, Metazoa, Arthropoda, Insecta, Hemiptera, Aphididae. The transcript is spliced from 5 exons. The record is from RefSeq and is a predicted model, not a curated record. Gene Ontology annotation, molecular function: carbonyl reductase (NADPH) activity; L-xylulose reductase (NADPH) activity. Gene Ontology annotation, biological process: xylulose metabolic process; glucose metabolic process.